AUGGCUAAAAUUAAGAGUCUUGAAUAUUUCCGCGUCAAGCCUCGAUGGCUGAUGGUCAAGAUCUGCGACGACACGGGAGAGUAUGGCUGGGGCGAAGCUACUCUAGAAGGACAUGACCUCGCUGUUGAGGGGGCAUUGGAUGAGAUGAUCGUUCGGUUGAUUGGACUAGAAGCAAACAACAUUGAACAUAUUUGGCAGAUGUUUUGGAGACAUGGUUUUUACCGUGGAGGUCCUGUCUUCAUGUCUGCCCUGUCCGGCAUUGAUAUUGCCUUGUGGGAUUUGAAAGGUCGUACGCUGAAGGUUCCUGUAUAUGAACUGCUGGGCGGCCAAGUCAGGAAUAAAGUCCAAGUUUAUGCCUGGAUAGGCGGAGAUAGACCAUCUGACGUUGAAGUAGCGGCCAAGGCUCGUAUCGCGCAGGGUUUGAAAUGUGUCAAGAUGAACGCGACAGAAGAUGUGAACUGGGUCGACUCGCCCAAGGUUCUCGAGUCGACUGUGGAGCGUCUCCGCGCAGUCAAGACACUCGGUCUCGAUGCUGGGCUGGAUUUCCACGGCAGGCUGCACAAGGCGAUGGCGAAACAACUGGCGAAAGCUCUAGAACCAUAUAAACCCCUCUUUAUCGAGGAGCCGCUACUCUGUGAGCACCCCGAAGCCGUCAGGCAGCUGUCAAGCCAGACCACUAUUCCGAUCGCUUUUGGAGAGCGGUUGUAUUCCCGCUGGGACGUGAAGCGCUUCCUAGAAGAUGGUUCAGUCGAUAUCCUGCAGCCAGACAUUGCCCACGCAGGGGGGAUUUCCGAAACCAAACGCAUUGCCAAUCUGGCUGAAGCGUACGACGUUGCGAUUGCGCCGCAUUGCCCCCUUGGCCCCGUCGCAUUUGCCGCGUCAUUGCACAUUGCUCUUUCCACUUCAAAUUUUGCUAUUUUGGAAAUGAGCUUGGGCAUGCAUUAUAACGUGGAGGCUGGCAAUAUCGACUUGCUCACCUACUUGAAAGACCAGAGCGUCUUCGAUAUCGCAGAUGGAUAUGUCAAAGCACCUACUGGGGUGGGGCUCGGCAUUGAGAUUAACGAAGAUAUGAUUAGAAAGGUUGCUAAGGAGACCGAUCCUUGGCAAUGCAAGGAGUUCUACGGGCCUGAUGGAUCUAUUAGGGAAUGGUAG
This is a messenger RNA of Penicillium arizonense, 1152 nucleotides long. RefSeq lists its product as uncharacterized. Gene Ontology annotation, molecular function: galactonate dehydratase activity. The coding region runs from base 1 to 1152 and encodes 383 amino acids. Lineage: Eukaryota; Fungi; Ascomycota; Eurotiomycetes; Eurotiales; Aspergillaceae. Gene Ontology annotation, biological process: amino acid catabolic process; D-galactonate catabolic process. The record is from RefSeq and is a predicted model, not a curated record. The transcript has 4 exons.